UUAAAAUGGUGUCAGGCUGCAUUUAUUUCUACAGUGUGGAUGUACCCUAAAAAAUGGAAGAUAAAGAUAAAUGUCAGCUGCCUCCAGAAUCCCUUGUAGAGCAUGUGUGAACAGCAAAGCAAAGAGAAAUGAGAAAUGCAGAUAGGACUGCCUACAGUGUUGGGAGAAAUGCAUAGAUCUGUAAGUUUGGCCAUCAAAAUGGAAAUCAUAAGAAAAGUGGAAGCAGGUGAAAGAAAAGACACUCUCUCAGUGCACUUUUGAAGAAGCUUUCAAGUGGUUCAAAAUGCAAGACCAGGUUUCAGUUCCCACUUGGUCAUGAAACCAACAGGGUGACCUUGGGCAAGUCACAUGCUCUCAGCUUUAGGGGGUAGGUAAUGACAAGACCCCUAUGAACAAAUCUUGCCAAGAAAACCUUACGAUGGGGUCAACUUGAAGGCACAGAAUACACAUGCAACAGAAGGCUUACCGAACUGGGUUGUUUCAUUUGACAAGUUUCAUUUUGAAUAAAUAGCUUGCUGAACCAUGUUAAAUAGUUCUUUUUUCUUCUUCUUCUUUCCAUUUCUUCAUCUGGUACCAAAUUUAUUCUUACAUUCAUACUAGGUCUCAUCAAGGCAGGAGAGUGUUUUGCUAACAGUCCACUCCUAUGACGAUCCAGCCACCAUCAUUCUCUCGGGCUGAGACUCACAUCCAUUGGCCCUCCAGAUACUUUGAAAUUCAGCUCCCAGAAACUCCAGCCAGUAUGGCUAGUGGCAAGACACUCUGGGGAGCUGAAAUCUAAUAUAUCUGGAGGGCAAAAAGUUAAAAGCCUGUGCUCCAACGCUCAGGUCAAGAACUAACUGAGUAGCUUCCUCCUGUUACCUAAAUUGCAGGAGGUCCCACUAGGGCACCCACAAAUUUUACACAAUGGGAAAAUUCAGUUAGUUCAAUAGGAGUCAGCAAGACAGUUCUGGUAACGUAAAGCUGGGAUCUGGACCUGUGUAUAAUGGUUCCACACCCAGAGAACUCCAGAGGCAGUUUCCAAAUUAAUUUAGUUUAAUUAGGACACUUUUUCACCAACACACUCACAGAAGAACCAAUGAAACAAAGGUUAAUAGUGAGUUGCAGGGUUGCUAAGGGGUAACACUCUACAGAUCCUAAAGCAUUGCUCCAAUUGCGGGACUGCCGGACUGAAAGUGGCUCAGUAGCUGCCUGCAUAAUGUGGAGUGGCCAGAUACUGAGGUGCCCAGUUGAAAUAGAAUAGAGGUUCUGUCCAGUUUCAGACUGGACCAAUUUGCUAGUGCUUAGGCCCUUAUAUUUAUUCCCAGAAAUGAGCCUUAAGAGCAGUAUUUCAGGAGUUGAUAGAUUUAAGUGACUUUCCCAGAGGAAAAGAAUGGGGUGCGAUAUGCAAGAACAUCCAGACAAUCAGCAUUAAUGUUCUCAGACAAAAAGAAUGUCAUUCCCAAAAGGAAACUCCCAUUGUCUGUUAUACACAUACAGUUGCCCAGGCCAGUUCACUACCACCAUUCCCUUAGUGAAGGGACUACUGUAUACUAAUUCUGAUCUUGAGAGAGCUUAUCAUAGCUAAGUGCCUUGGGCUUCUCCCAUGCUGAGCCAUCCGGAUGUCCCAAUAUGGUAUGGCUCGUUUCCUGUAGUGGGAAGCCCUCUUUUGGUUAAUUGCCGGUAACCUCCCUGUUUGAUAUUAGUUUGAUAUCAAGGGUCACAGAGGGGAGACACUCUUAAGAAAAUAUGUUUCAUAGGAAAUAUGAGGAAACCAUAAAAGAUACAAGAGUCUUUUGUGUGGUCAUACAAGUGCCCUGGUUGCUUUGAUUACAAAGGUUUACAGAUUACUUUUCAGAUAUUCCUGGGUGCGGUGAGUUGGAAGGGAUCAUAAAAGUUUGACUAUUUAAUCUUAAAUCUGCAGACUUCCUUUUCAGUAAAGCUUGCUUGGCUGAUGACUCACACAAAGCUGGCUAAAAAAACCAACCAAAAGACCAAGUGACCUGUGAUUCCAAGGACCUUUCAAAGUAACUAGGUGCACACUGACCAACAAAGUGAUUUGAAGCUUGGAGCCUGUCUGAAAGAAAAUUUUUAAGCGGUCCGUGGUAUCUGUAAAACUCUCCUUCAGCACCACAUUUCAGUUGAGUCAGUUCUCUGCCUAUCAGCAUUCUUCACUAGACAUUUUUCACACCCAUACAUAGACAUUGAAAAUACUAUGGCCUGGACGAGUCAGACUUUAGUACUUAAUGGUAUGUUAUUACAUUUAAAGAUCAUAUUACGUUCCUUUAUGGCUGCCUAUUCCACGCCUUAUAGUCUUCUUCUGAUUACUUACAGUUUCCAUUUUAGUUAUUGACUCGGUCUAAGGUAUAGGAAAUCUUCCACUGUUUCAGUGUCAUAACUUUGUGCCACUGUGGCUGACUGUACCAUCAUGCUUAAGGAUGUCACCAACGGCUGCCCCCUGAAACACCACCAGGGCCUGCCUCUUGUGGUAUUUCAAGGGGUAGUUCCUAGAUCUCAAGUUUUGAUGCUGAAAUCCUAGGAGCUGGCAUAUUCCUGGUUCUGCAACCCUUCUUCUAUUAGCAGUGCCCCUUAUUUUCCAUCUACAUCCUCCUGAUGAUGAUGAUAGUGGUGGUGGUGGUGGUGGUGGUGCUUAGGCCUUGUGUAGCCUGUGAAACAGGGAUAUGAAACUGGAGUCAACAUUGUAGAGUCAGAAGAAAUUAUGGGUACAGUCAAAGUCAGAAGAAAUGUACCGACUCUGGCUUCAAAAUAAAAAUUUAAAAAAACUAUUUUACACUUUUUGAUUUUCAGGGAAAAAAUGUAGUUUCGACUGACAAUUUAUAUAUAAGGUUUGCAAAUUUAUGAUGGAGCAGAGGAUCGAGGGCCAGGAUUACCUAGAUAAUUCCCUUUCCCUCCCCACCCCACCCCUUUUUUGGCCUUAUAGUAUAAGAUACAUAAGGAAAUAAUGUGAAUAGGUGUGGACUUUCCCUUGAGCUGACUCAGCUAUUUAUCUGGGAGGGCGAAGGCCACACUCCACAGCCCAAGGCAGGCUGGCAGGCACACCAGGAGAGAACUAAGGAUCUGUCCAUUGUCUGCCUUGCAUCUGAUCCCUGCUAAGAAAAGAAGGGGGGGGGGGGAACCAUCAAACCAAACAUGCUGCUCCCUAGAGAUCUCCUUCUGCUUUUCUGUCUGAGUGUUGUGAGUGGGUUCCGUCCCAACCAUGAAUCAGGUGGGAUUGAUCCAGGUGACUUCACAGAUACUGACAUCACGGAAAUGGGGGUGCUACGAGCCGUGGCAUGGUACAUGGAGAGGAACCCUCUGCCUGGAAAACCACCCAUGACCCCAGGACAGCUAGAAAAUAUGAAGCCACUGAAUGCUACCGGACUCUUCAAGGCCUAUUUCCAAGCUGAUGUCUCUCCCAAUCGAUUCAUGAAAGCCCUUCAAGAAAUUACCGCUGGGAAUAAUCUUGUGGAGAUCUACCACAUAGAGGACAGCAGCUUCUUCUUCUACUGUGAAGAGAUUACAAAAAGUAUUAGUCAACUCCGAAUCCUGAGGGACUCUGUGCUGUCUGGCCUGAAAGGACCUGUGAAUUCGACCGCUUUGGAGUCAGCUCGCCUAAGCGUUGGGAAGGCCCUCCACGUGCUCCAGAAAUUCUACAGCAACACUAACUGGGUUGAAAUGGGAAACAGCAAGCCUUAUGAAUACCUGUUAAACGCAACCAGCCGGGCAUUUCCUGCAGCUCCCGCUUCUAAGACAACUUGUAGCAACUGUGUCAAAGAGUCAAGUGGCUGGUAUUCAUGCAAUGAAAACAUUCUAGUGAAAGACAUGCUCACAAGUGGCUACAAGUUGUCAGCAACCUGCAGGACCAAACCAAAAGGCAAAUGUGGACACGGUGGUAGAAAUGAUGUCACCCAGAAUUUUCCUCCCACGGGUGGCAUCAACAAAGAGACUUCAGAUCCUCGACUCUCCCCACACUAUCGGUUACACAAGCAAGCAGCUGAAUUAGCCAUACAAGCGACAAGAGACUUCUUCAUAGGUGAAGGAUCCGGCCUCCUAAGCCACAUUGGACAUGAUACCUUCCAGAAGUUUUUCAGCUUGGAAGGUUAUUCCCUCACCUUUGCAAUAGACACAACUGGAAGUAUGUCAGAUGAUAUCCAACAGGUCAAAAACACCUGCAUUGAAAUCCUCCGAGAAUAUUCUGGAUCUCCUGAUGCACCUUUUAACUACAUCCUUGUGCCCUUCAAUGAUCCAGAUGUUGGCCCAGUCCUGAAGACCCAGAAUGUGGAUGAAUUUGAGUCCUAUAUCUCUAAACUCAGAGCUAUUGGGGGUGGCGAUUGCCCAGAGAUGUCAUUAACUGGCUUGAAGCUGGCACUACAAGAGAGUUUGCCAAGGUCAAAGAUCUUCACCUUUACUGAUGCUGGGGCUAAAGAUAAAUGGCUGAAGGAUGAGAUCAAGGUCCUGAUCGAUUCCUCUGGGUCUGAGUUGAACUAUGCCCUCACUGGAUACUGUUCCAGCCGCAGACGGAGAAGCAUGGCUGAGGAAGAAAGAGAAGCCUUUGGAAAAACUUAUGCUAAUCUCUACGAAGAACUAGCAGCUUAUUCUGGUGGCUACUAUGUGAUGACCACCAAAAGUGAGCUCUCCCAGAUCCUGGGAAUAAUGGAGCUUUCCCUGAAUGCUGCCCCUGUGAAGGUGGCCCAUAUUCAACUGAACGGGGCACAGUUCUCCUUCCCUGUGGAUGAGACUCUCACAGAAAUUACUGUCUCGGUCAAGAGCUUAAGAUCCACUGGAUUCAGCAUGACUGUGUUGCAGCCUUCAGGGACCCCAUCAACAUUCACUGAGAUGGUGAUCAACACACCCAAGCACAAGGUUGUGAAGGUGUCUCCUGUCCAUGAGAGGGGUUCGUGGAGUGUGACAGUCUCUCCCAGUGGUGCCUAUGAGGUGGAAAUAGGAGGCAAGAGCUUGCUUGACUUCUCCUAUCAGAUUAUGCAAAAGCAGAAAGAGUAUGUGCUCCCAGUCCAAGGAAGGCCUGUGAAAGGUGCAAACUACACUUUCUCCAUGAAGCUGAUGGGGGACGCCAAAGGUACCGAGGUCCAGCGCCUGGCCUACACUACUGGACAGGGGGUUCCCAUUGGCUCUGUCACUUUGAACCAAACCUUUGAUGCUUUUGGCAACCUCUUGGCCAUAGCUCCCAUUUCUUUGCAUGCUCCGACUACCUUGCUGAUUGUGGAAGGCCAAUCUCCAGGACAUCAUCCUUUUUCACGAGUCAGUGCUGAACCCAUCAGUACAGAGUCGGUACAGAUCAUGUCAUUGCCAGACCAAAAUGGGACAAUGUCACCCGGAGAGACCUUGGAGCUCUCUGUCCUGGUGGUGAAUGAUGGGCCAGCAGCUUCAUUCACUUUCAAGGUCUGGGAUGACCUGAGUCUCCUAAGGAGUUUCAAGCCAACAGGAAGCUUCUUAAAUCCAGGAGAAAAUAUCACCCUCACGGCAACUUUCAUGGCAUCUGGAGAAAACAGCAGCUUUGCUUCCAGUAUUGCAACGUUCGCUGCAAACAGCUCAACAGCCCAGAACUACCUGAAGCUGCCCAUCACUGUCAUCCCUGAGACAGCCCUGGAAACGGAUGAGGUCCCGCCAGUCUACAAGCUUCUAGACUUUUACAUGCCUUGUGUAAGCAAACUUCAGAAAAAGCCCCUCUGUUCUGGGCACAACUGGUUCAUGAGAUUUUCUGCUAAGGAUGCUCAGAGUGCUGUCACUGUCCGAGUCAAUACUAACCCCUCUGGUCUGUCGUGCAGCCCCCAAGAGACCGGCGACAACAAGGAUCUUAUCUGUCACUAUGCGUCCGACUGCUGUUCUCCAUAUGCAGAAGUCCUGAUUAGUGAUGAAAAUGGAAACACAGACACUCUCACAAUAGAGUACCGGCGUCCCCGUCCCAUGGCAGCCUAGUAGAUAACAACAAAACUGAAGCUGGGCCUGCUGAAUUCCUAUACAACUACUUAAGCUACAGAGGAAAAUAUAGCAUCUGUGAGCAUGGAACAUUUUGCAUCUCCGGGAGCCAGGAGUCUAGUGGAUUCGAGAAAGGAAGGACACUGACAAAUGCUUUUCAUUAAAAAUCAAUUUCUCCUCUUGUCUCUUCAUCAGCCUGACAGAUUUCCUCUAUCAUAUGACAACUCCGACAGCCAAUUGCCUAUUAUGGAUCCUGUUUCUGGUUUGUUGGUGCCAUUUCGAAGGAGAUACUAUCUAGAAGUGGUAGUACGCUGUCAACAUACCUUCACCACAGCACACAGAGCCAAAUAAAACAAACUUCAGAUAGCAAUUGUUCCUGUUUCUAUAGUAUUUCUAUAGUAUUCCUCAGUAACAAAGUGUCCAUCAGUUUGAAGAUCCUUCAGUUUGAAAGUCUGAGUCUUCAUGGAUACACUCUCCUGUUCCCAUGUCAAAUGUGCCACUGGAGAACAUAGCAAUGUCAAGAAAAUCCGACUGUAAGAUAAGGUUUCUUCCACUUCUUUCCCCUGCUGCAAAUAGAGCAUGCUACAGCCACCAUCUUGUUCAGGACAUGCGCAGGGUGUAAAGGGAGAUAUAAUCUUGUUAAAGGGCCUACCCUGUGUAAGACUGAACCCACUAGGGAGGAUGCUCUAGUAUGUGUUUAUAUUACUACAGGCAGGGGAUAUAAUUGGCUCUAUGCAAGUCAGAUGAAUGACAGCAGCUAAAGUGAUGCAGAUUGUGCCUAGGAUGGAGUAUGGGUUGUUAUUGUUGUUGUUAUCUGCCUUCAAGUCAUUUCCAUCUCACUGUGACCCUAAGGCGAACCUAUCAUGGCAAAUCUUGGCAAGACUUGUUUAGGAGAGAUUUGCCUUUGCAAUUCUCUGAGGACUCUGCUCUCCAGCUCUCUGGAUAUUGUCAUUGUAUGCCUUCAGUUCAUCUCUGAUUUAUGGCGACCCUAUCCUUGGGAUUUUCAUGGCAACUUUUUUUCCUAGUAGUUUUGACAUUGUCAUUCUCCGAGGGAGCAUCACUUGCCCAACAACAUCCAGUGGGUUUAAUGGCUGUAUGAAGAUUCAAACCUUGGUCACUCAGGGGGAUUGUCUGCACAAUUAAAAUACUCCUCAGUCUAGUCAGUUACUGUUUAAUCUGGCCACA
Sceloporus undulatus (fence lizard) is the source of this 7098-nucleotide messenger RNA. Its product is annotated as von Willebrand factor A domain-containing protein 7-like. The transcript has 18 exons. The record is from RefSeq and is a predicted model, not a curated record. Bases 3127 to 5913 code for a protein of 928 amino acids. Lineage: Eukaryota; Metazoa; Chordata; Lepidosauria; Squamata; Phrynosomatidae.